ACUGAGAUUACUACGUUUCUCAGCGAAUUUUCACUUUUUCGUGCUUUUUUACGCCAAUUGUAGGGAUAAAAUCGCAAAAAAAGCAAGUGCGCUCCACUGAGAAAUCUACUUUUUUUUUUUGAAAAUCACAUAAAAUUUCAAACUAUUUGUAUGUUGCAAAUACGCUCUACAGCAAAAAAAAAUUUUUUUUAAUCUUCAAAAUGCAACUACGCUCUAUUGCUAAUGUUUUGAAAAUCCGUGUAAAAAUUAAGUUUUAGUUAACAAUUUAAAAAAUGUUGUGUUGCAGGAGCGCUCUAUUGACAGUAUUUGAAUUGAACAAUUUGAACAAAAAUUGUCCAUUAUGUGAACGUGGCCUUUCAAUCCGCGCCCACCACCCCCUUCUCAAUGGAGCGCCAUUUCCAAAAAUCGAAAUUUUCAGGAAAAGAUGCACAUUGAAGAGCAAAUCUCAGAAGAUUUACAAGAUGGUGCUAAUAUUGAACAUUUCUACCCGAAACAAAUAAUUUGGCGCCGGAAAAUUAUCACUUUGGACACUUUUUACGCCUCACAGUGCAGAGGAAUCACCAAAACUGUUUGCAUUGCGAUGUGCUUCUUCGCAAUAGUAUUGGUAUACGCUUCUCAGCCUGUAAAUGACGAGCGAGGCCCUGCGCUCUUUUUCUGUGCUCUCGGUAUCUUGGUCAGUUUUGGAGUCCUCUUGGAGUACACAUUUAUGCUCAACACUCAUAUCACUGCCACGUGUGGGUUUAUUUUGGAAGCUCUUCUGUAUGUGCUCGUUUCGGUGGGCCUCCUUGUGUCUGCCAUCUUGAUGUGGGUGUUUUGUGCGGCUCAUUGGGCUGAAAUGAAUCCCGAAUGGGCUACGAUGCCAGCACUGGCUACGGCUGCUCUAUUCUUGUGUUCGGCUCUUUAUUUCAUAGAAAUCUGUGUCUUGCUCAAUGAUGCUCGCCGGUGUAGCUGGAGACCACCACAACCGACAUCUUCAGUUCUUCCUCAAUAAAUCAUCAAAAUAAUAAAAAUAAAUAAUUGAACAAAUCCAUGGUCUUUCUCAUCUAAAUAUACCUCAUUUUUAUCAUAAAUAAAUAGUUUUUACCUGCAAAAU
Messenger RNA from Caenorhabditis elegans, 1093 nucleotides. It is a transcript of the gene F58D5.2, whose product is annotated as MARVEL domain-containing protein. Bases 425 to 991 code for a protein of 188 amino acids. The transcript has 4 exons. The record is from RefSeq and is marked reviewed. Lineage: Eukaryota; Metazoa; Nematoda; Chromadorea; Rhabditida; Rhabditidae.